Messenger RNA from Synchiropus splendidus (mandarinfish), 2174 nucleotides. Its product is annotated as oocyte zinc finger protein XlCOF6.1-like. The record is from RefSeq and is a predicted model, not a curated record. The transcript is spliced from 2 exons. The coding region runs from base 144 to 1490 and encodes 448 amino acids. NCBI's taxonomy places the organism in Eukaryota, Metazoa, Chordata, Actinopteri, Syngnathiformes, Callionymidae. Gene Ontology annotation, biological process: negative regulation of transcription by RNA polymerase II; regulation of cytokine production; regulation of immune system process.
AUUAAUUUAAACCACUUCAACUCAGAGAAAGACGCAUGGCGCGAUAAUUAUUAUUUAUUCUGUAGUUUCGGGUGAGCGUGGCUUCCGGUUAGCACGAUGGCUGGGUGAGGUUUCUUCACAUCGACUCUCCGCUGCUCCAGUAAAUGAGAGGAUCCUUGCGGGUUUCUUCGCUGAGUCCCCGGCUUGACGUCAUGUUGACCGUGAGAGCAGACGUCCAGCCUCUGAGUGAGGAAGAGCAGCCAGAGCACAGUUCAAGUCCUGACCAGGAGGAACCAGAACCCCCAUGUGUUAAAGAGGAAGAGGAGGAAGAGAUUGUCAGCAAGUUUCCACUUGAUAUUGUCGUGGUGAAGGUGGAGGACAGGGACCUCCAACAUGUUAAAGCAGAAGGACAUGAGCCUGGAGACCUGGAAGCAGUCAGCAACUUGGAGUGGCCGCGCUCCUCUGGUUCUGACACGGAUGACAGUGAAGAAUGGAGGGGAACCAGCAGCACUCUGUCAGCUUCAAACUCAGUGGAGGAUCCCAAUGUUCCCACCAGAACUGAGGCCCAUGAGAAUUCACUGGUCUGUUCUGAGUGUGGGAAGCUCUGCAACACCAAGUCUGGACUGAGUCUGCACAAGAGGAGCUGCAGAGUGCAGAAAGACUUGUCAUGCCCAGUCUGUGGAAAGUCUUUUUCAGAAAGGGGGAAUCUGAAUUCUCACAUGAGAAUCCACACAGGAGAGAGACCGUUCUGCUGCCCAGAGUGUGGGAAGACAUUCACACAGAAAGGAGCGCUAAAUUCUCACAUGGCAACGCACACAGGAGAGAAACCCUUCCGCUGCUCUUUGUGUGCUAAAUGUUUCUCUCUUCGCGGAAAUUUGACAUCUCACAUGAAGAGACACAUCGGGGACCAACCAGUUUGUGAACAGUUGUACCCCUUAAUUCUUCCAGCCCAUAUCAAGGAGGAGAAGCAGUUCAAGUGUGCUGAGUGUGGGAAAUAUUUCAACGGGAACGCCAGUCUCAAGAUCCACAUCAGAACUCACACUGGAGAGAGACCAUAUGCCUGCUCACAGUGUGGAAAAUCCUUUACUCAUAGAGGGAGUAUGAAGUCACACAUGAAGAGCCACACAGGAGAGAAACCUUUUCGCUGCCCAGUUUGUGGAAAAUGUUUUACAGAAAAUGGAAGCCUGAAGAUUCACAUGAGACAGCACACUGGUGAGAAACCCUUCAGCUGCCCAGAAUGUGGGAAGACCUUCGCUCACCAUGGGAACAUGAAGUCGCACAUGAAAAGUCACACAGGAGAGAAACCGUACAGCUGUUCUGAAUGUGGGAAAUGUUUCACUCACCAGGUGAAUCUGAAGUCUCACAUGAAGAGCCAUACAGGGGAAAAACCGUUCAGCUGCAAUGAGUGUGGAAAAUGCUUUGCUCAUCGUGGAAACCUAAAGUAUCACCUGAAGAGCCACAUCGCCCAGGUUCUGCCUGCCACUCAGACUGAGGGAAAUGACUCAAAGUGACCCAUGAAGUUUGUGGCCAGCAGGUAGACAGAUUCAUUCUGCCUGUGCACGAUUUAUGGUUCAGCUUCCAUUUACUCAGCUCAUAACUCACUCACAGUAGUGCCUUCAUGUUGAUUCAGAAAACAUUGAUUCAUUGUUUGACCUUUAAUCUUUCGUUCAUUUAACGAUUUAUUCAAACACCAACCAGUUUGCUUCCAUGGCAUUUUAUUGAGCUCAGUUGCUCUGUUGUAUUCGACGGCCCUUUGUUCAUCACAUAUGUGUUCUGUGUUUAUCUUGGUUUGCAGUCCACAAACCUGUACAUGAUACAUGAAUAAUAGAAGCUGUGCAGCUCAGACCUGAGACACAAAGAUGGAAGAGACAUUUUCUUGUGGCUGUGAGGGCUCAGUGGGAUCAGUGAAGGCAUUGAGGCAGUGAGGCAUUCUCUUCCAACUAGUUUUGGAUGGUAUCCCCCUCCGCCCACUGCCACAACAACGCAGAUACUUGUUUCAUCUCUCAAGAGUAUGAAGUAACAGGAGAGUACAGUAAGAGUAAGCGUAAGUGUAGGUUAAGUGAAAUAAAAGUCAGAGGUUACAGGGGCCGCAAGCAUGCAUAAAAUAAACUUCAUUCAGAAGUGUUUUGUCUUGACAAUGAACUUACAUAAUUUGCACCUGUGUAGCCCCACCCCAUUUUAAUAAUGGUGAAAAA